Sinocyclocheilus rhinocerous is the source of this 3864-nucleotide messenger RNA. It is a transcript of the gene qki2, whose product is annotated as QKI, KH domain containing, RNA binding 2. Gene Ontology annotation, biological process: regulation of mRNA splicing, via spliceosome. Gene Ontology annotation, cellular component: nucleus. NCBI's taxonomy places the organism in Eukaryota, Metazoa, Chordata, Actinopteri, Cypriniformes, Cyprinidae. Gene Ontology annotation, molecular function: mRNA binding. The transcript is spliced from 7 exons. Bases 604 to 1560 code for a protein of 318 amino acids. The record is from RefSeq and is a predicted model, not a curated record.
CCAUUGGCGACUUCGCACGAUGGCAAUGUUGAGCAGUGUAGGGUUGAUCAUGAUCAUGUGACAGACAGCUUUGGGAGAGAACAGGUCUGAACACAGAAACAUCAGGCGCAACUAAAGGAGUUUCCACUGCGCGAGAGACAGAGCCUACAAGUGAACAUUGCCCUGCUUUAAAACCGUUAUUCAAGAGCUCUCUGAACGACGUCGACGGUCUGUGGAAAGUUCUGGGGAGAAGCUGUUUUCAACAGCUUGGAUAAAGAAACGUUUGGUGGCGAUAAAACAUUCUCUGUAGAAGAGGACAGACGCACAAAUCUCAGCGGGCAUGCGGGAGUUUUUGGAGUUAUUUGACGGUAAACACUCUACAAACAAAUAAGAACUUUCGCGCAGAUUCCUUUCGUUAACUGCGUCAUCUGUUGGGUUUUUAAAAACCGAUGAUUGGGGGUGAUACAAAGUUUCUUUGCGACAUUGCGUUUGAAAAGUAGCAUCAUCGGGGCAGGAGUUUGGAAUAAAACAGGGAAAACGUAUCAAACCCCUCCGUUUGCUUUUUUAGGGGACUGUCGUGUUUUCCCGAAUUUUAACGCUUUUUUGGAGGGUAAUAUUUUAAACAUGGUUGGGGAAAUGGAAACGAAGGAGAAGCCUAAGCCGACUCCUGAUUAUCUGAUGCAGCUCAUGAACGACAAGAAACUGAUGAGCAGCCUGCCAAACUUCUGUGGUAUCUUCAACCAUCUCGAGCGACUGUUAGAUGAAGAAAUUGGAAGGGUACGGAAGGACAUGUACAAUGACACUCUGAAUGGCAGCACAGAUAAAAGGACUUCCGAGCUCCCGGAUGCUGUGGGGCCCAUUGCACAACUCCAAGAGAAACUCUAUGUGCCUGUCAAAGAAUACCCAGAUUUCAAUUUUGUGGGAAGAAUCCUGGGACCCCGGGGCCUGACAGCCAAACAACUGGAGGCAGAGACGGGCUGCAAGAUCAUGGUGCGAGGCAAAGCCUCCAUGAGAGACAAGAAGAAGGAAGAGCAAAACAGAGGAAAGCCCAACUGGGAACACCUGAACGAAGACCUGCAUGUCCUCAUCACUGUGGAAGACUCUCAGAACCGUGCUGAGAUCAAACUCAAGAGAGCCGUCGAGGAGGUCAAGAAACUCCUAGUCCCUGCGGCCGAAGGUGAAGACAGCUUGAAAAAGAUGCAGCUAAUGGAGCUGGCCAUUCUCAACGGCACUUACAGAGACGCCAAUGUCAAGUCAUCCUUAGCCUUCUCCCUGGCCGCCACAGCACAAGCUCCCCGCAUUAUCACCGGCCACUCCCCGGUGAUGCCCACUGCGGCACUGCGUACCACUGCACCCGCAGCACCCACCCUCAUGCCCCUCAUCCGACAGAUCCAGACCUCUGCCAUCAUGCCAACGGGCACGCCCCACCCCGCCGCAACCCUCGUACCCCAGACCCCUGAGUCAGGCAUCAUCUAUGCACCCUACGAUUACCCCUACACCCUCGCCCCAGCCUCUAUUCUUGAAUAUCCUAUUGACUCAAGUGGUGUUUUAGGUAUGGCUUUCCCGACAAAAGGCUUGUAAUGCUCAGGGGUUUAACACAGUCUUCAGCCCAUAUGAGUGUUAAAAAUGCUUUGCUUUACAGCUGCCUUGGAACAAAAGAGCAAAUGAAGAAACUGAUUUUUUUUAAGAAACAAAAGACUAAAGAUCAUUACUACUCAUGUUUACACUGGUCUUAACUGUUUUGUUGACUUAUUCAUAGAUUAAAAAUGGAUAUUUUCAGAUAAAUACUGAUAAUUAAGCCUUAUUACAUUCCUUUGGUUGAAAAGUAAUCUAUAUUUGUUUCGCUUGUAAUUUUUGUAUUACUUAUUUUCCUGCAACUGUAUCUUAGAUAUUUAGAGAGUGAUCAGUAUUAUUGCUAAUAUAACAUGCUUGUGAAAAAAUUUCUCCAUGAAAUAGCCUUUAAUGAAUUCACAUUAUCUGACGCAUAUUGUGUGUUAAGAACAAUACAAGGGCUCUAUAGUCAUUGUAGAAAUUAGUCAAGAGGGUUAAAAAAAAGCAAAAAAAUUUUUAAUGGAAAUGCGACAGAUUUACUGGGAAAUUGAGAAAGGGCAACAAGAUAUGAUGUGAUUUCACGAUAAAGGGGCCCUGGAGAAAAGGUCACUUGUGCCUUGUAAUUUGGUCUUACAAGCCUUGUUUGUGAAACAAUGUUGUGUGAAGUGUAGUUUUAAUGUAUUUUGAUGAAUAAUCUGUUAAUUCUUGUUUUGUUGGCAAUGUUGCGCUCUGAGCAGGUGCAGUGACUACUAAAAUACGAAGGCAGGAUAUGCGCGUCCAUCCUUACCAAAGGGUAGUGACCGCAGAACGAGGUUAGUUUAGCUCCAGUGUUCAAACUGUGCUCUGUAUAUAUGUGUGUGUGUGUGUGUGUGUGUGUGUGUGUGUGUGCUGCUUCAGUAUGCUGAUUACACUGUUUUUUUCGAUUGCAUCUCACUCAAUACAAACAGAGGAAAUGUUUUUAGUCACUUCUAACCUGCCAAACAAAAAGCAUCAUUUGAGUUUUCAAUCUUGCUGUUAUCAGGUAUAGUACAUGCCAGUCAUACUGUGCAGGGUUUGUUUAUUUACUAAACCUGCCAACCUAGAAAUGCAUUGAAACUGUAGGGUGUCAUCAGCAUACUUGUAUUGUAUUUAGAGCAUGUUCUUGGGGUCACUGAAGCAAAGGUUAAAAAAAUAGAAUACUGUUACAAAAGAAAAUUCUAACUGAUUUACAGGAGGUUACAACAUCCUGUGAUGACUUAUGACAACAUUCCAAAUUCUGAGAUUUCAGCUCUGUUCCAGAAUCUAGUGAGCUGCCUUCUAAGACAGCAUCCUAACUGCCAUGGAACCUUGUUAAUGUACAAUUUCAUAACCAACACAUAACAUCAGUGGCAUUCCGCACAGGAGACUCGACUUGAAAUCAAGUUUGAGGUUAGCAUGUUGCAAGUGUACUUUUUAAAUACACCUGAACUAUUUUUUAUCAGUAUUUGUCAGUAAUGACAUGAAUGCAACAUGAAUGCAUUUUGAAAUAGCCUUUUCUGUAACGGAUGCAUAUAUAUGCUACCUUAGGCUAAAAUGAGGUAAAACGAGCCUUCACAUUGAAAAGUGCCUAAAAAUACUGCCUCUGUAGGAAGCUCACCAGGUUUUGGAACUGACUGUUAGUAUGAUCUGAUAACUUCAGCACUUACAUGCGUUGUAUAUUGAGACAAACAUGACCUGAAGCUUAGUGGAUGUAUGUAGAUGAAAAACAGCUAGUGUGAUAGUGUUAGAACCACUUUGGAGCAAAACUGACAGUCCACUGUGCUCCAUUACACUGAUGACGUUGUGAUGGCCUUCAGGCUCAUAGUCAAUGAAGGGUAAUGAAGCUCACCUGUUUGUUUGCUUCUGUUUAUUCCUUCAUUUGUCAUUCCUUUGAUAUCCUUUCUCAGUUUUAGUGUAUUUUCAGAUAAUUUUAUGUCGCUUAAGUACAUUAGUGUCCCAUUUAAAUCUACUCUUCCAUUCUGAUCCAUUGAAACAUUGUUUCGGCAGCUUUCAAAGAAACAGUUUUGAGUUUUUACUUUAUGAAUAAUGGAACUCUGUUUUACUAUAUAUAUAUAUAUAUUUUUAAAGUCUCAUCUGAUAUAAUAAAACAAAUAAUCUUAUUUAUGGUUCAGCCUGGCCAGAUUAGCAUACGUAAAGUUUAGAAGAUGGUGCAAUGCUGGUUUUCCCCAAUUUAUGAUACAGAUGUAUACUUAGUCAUAUGAAUUGAGAAAAUUCAAUACUGUAUGUUAUUUCAGGCCUGUUAUAAGCUGUAUCUCAUUACAGAAGAUACACUCUAAAAAAAUGCUGGGUUAAAUACAACCAAGCGCUGGGUAAAAU